CCUCUAAAGUCAGCUGAUUUAAUCGGGUGACUGUUGACACCAGGCUUGCCGAGGCUAGGGAACUUAAACAAAAGUAACUUUUAAAGUUGAAAUGACAGUCGUAUAAAUAAACUUUUUUUUUGGAAACGGUCCGGUGGCAUCUCCGAGUAACUGAAAACUUACAAAGUGCUAUUUAGAAUGGCUUCUUUGCUUUUCUGCGGUCCUAAACUGGCAGCAUGUGGACUGGUCCUGAGCAUUUGGGGUGUUAUUAUGCUGGCAAUGCUGGGGAUUUUUUUUUCUACACACUCAGCUGUGCUCAUAGAGGAUGUACCUUUCACAGAGAAAGACAUGGAGGACGGGUCGACGGCACUGCAAAACAUCUAUAAAUUGUACAACCAAGUCGGAUACAAUUGCUUCAUUGCAGCAGCGAUCUAUGUUGGCAUUGGAUUCCUGUCUUUUUGUCAAGUUCGCCUGAACAAGCGCAAGGAAUAUCUAGUGCAUUAGUACCACCUAGUGAUUGGAGUGUAACUCUACCUCUACCUUCCUUUGUGUCUGUGUGUUUGUAUUCUGUAUUUGCCUUAAAAUGAAGCCUUAAAUGGGUGUAGAUAUUUAAGUUUAAACAAGAUUGAUUUGAAAAGAUCUAUUUUACUGUGCUUUUCUAUGUUGCCUUUCUAUCUCGAAGCCUAUCGUAAAUAUGUGUGCACUUAACCAUGAUCUGGUGCCUUCCUAAUUUACCUAUCAUAGUGCUCUCUCGAUCAGUAGACCUACUAAACAUGAAUAAAUGAUUGUAUUUAUAUUAAGCACCUAUCAUAUACGCAGUCUCAUUAUUUAAAUGUUGAAUGGAAUUUUACAUGUGCGCACUGGCUCUGUUGUCACAAUAAAUGAUUCAAGAUUUUGUCUA
Puntigrus tetrazona (Sumatra barb) is the source of this 880-nucleotide messenger RNA. It is a transcript of the gene rnaseka, whose product is annotated as ribonuclease, RNase K a. The record is from RefSeq and is a predicted model, not a curated record. NCBI's taxonomy places the organism in Eukaryota, Metazoa, Chordata, Actinopteri, Cypriniformes, Cyprinidae. Gene Ontology annotation, molecular function: RNA endonuclease activity. The transcript has 3 exons. Bases 178 to 483 code for a protein of 101 amino acids.